This is a messenger RNA of Oncorhynchus kisutch (coho salmon), 3230 nucleotides long. Its product is annotated as phosphatidylinositol transfer protein alpha isoform-like. The record is from RefSeq and is a predicted model, not a curated record. Gene Ontology annotation, molecular function: phosphatidylinositol binding; phosphatidylcholine intramembrane carrier activity; phosphatidylcholine binding. Bases 328 to 924 code for a protein of 198 amino acids. Gene Ontology annotation, biological process: phospholipid transport. The transcript is spliced from 10 exons. Gene Ontology annotation, cellular component: cytoplasm. NCBI's taxonomy places the organism in Eukaryota, Metazoa, Chordata, Actinopteri, Salmoniformes, Salmonidae.
AAUAGACACACUGGAGGUGGAGGUUGAAAGAGGCGGAGAGGUGGGUUAGAGAGAGAGAGAGAGAGUCUGACUGAGGGAAAGAUUUUGGGAUCUUCACCAGAGCGCCAAACUUCCCUCGUUAGAAGAACACAGCACCGCCACAAUGCUCAUUAAGGAAUUUACCAGGUGGGGCAGCUGUACUCAGUAGCAGAGGCCAGUAAGAACGAGACAGGAGGAGGAGAGGGAGUGGAGGUGUUGAAGAAUGAACCAUACGAGAAGGAUGGGGAGAAGGGACAGUACACACACAAGAUUUACCACCUGCAAAGUAAAGUUCCAUCGUUCGUCAGAAUGCUAGCUCCAGCAUCGGCCCUUAACAUCCAUGAGAAGGCCUGGAACGCAUACCCCUACUGUCGCACAGUUAUCACUAAUGAGUUCAUGAAAGAUAACUUCCUGAUCAAGAUUGAGACGUGGCACAAACCUGAUCUAGGACAGCAGGAAAACGUCCAUGGUCUGGAUGCAGACACCUGGAAGAAGGUGGAUGUUGUUCACAUCGACAUCGCAGACCGCAGUCAGGUGGAUAGCAAGGACUAUAAGCCAGAGGAUGACCCCACUAAAUUUAAGUCAGGGAAGACUGGCCGAGGCCCUCUGGGACCAGAUUGGAAGAAGGAGCUCCCUAAGAAGACAGAUUGCCCACACAUGUGUGCCUACAAACUGGUGACAGUCAAGUUCAAGUGGUGGGGCCUGCAGAACAAAGUGGAGAACUUCAUCCAGAAGCAAGAGAAGCGUCUGUUCACCAACUUCCACCGUCAGCUGUUCUGCUGGAUCGACAAGUGGAUCGAACUCACCAUGGAGGACAUCCGUCGCAUGGAGGACGACACACGCAAAGAACUGGACGAGAUGAGGGUGAAGGAUCCAGUGAAAGGCAUGGUGGCUCUGGAGGACUGAUGAGACUGGAGACUGGACUGACCCUGCUGCUGUUACGCUGGUAUACUCCUCUCCUCUGCUGGAUGCCUCUAACCUACACUGCUGGUAGUUCCCUUAUGGAACCAAUCAUUAUCUGGCUUUACAGUAAGGAUAUGGACCACCCCUCUCUUUAGUCUAGAGUGGACUGAUCCACUCCACUCUAUCUUAACCCGGUCAGUCCUCUGAGCUCCAGACAGACACAGCGACCAGGAGAUGUGUUAUAAUAUUAACAGGGUUUUUAAAGCUUCAGUUUGUCUGCAGUAAAAGUUGCCCGUUUCUUUCAGGACCAAGCUGUUGUUUCUUUCUCUGUGACUGUUGUUUUUAUUUGAUUGCUAAUUUAUUUUCUAUUGGUCAUCCUGUCUUCUGAUAGGUUGUUAACCAGACCUCCUCCUCUACACCAUCCAAUCACGUUGUUUGUAUUGCCUCUCUCCUUCAUAUCAACCACCUCCAUUAACAACAGGUACCUGAUGUAAUUCAGAGCUGGGUAGGCGGAGCUUACACCUCAUGGCCAAUAGAACAGUUGAAAAAGGGAUAAACUUUGCCUACAUGCCAUGCAGUGGGUGGAUGGUGAAGUUGCCCCCUAGAUGCUGAGCUAGGGACAGGUUUCCCCACUAAUGGUUAAGGUUACAAUUGGGGGGGAAGGGAAUCAUUUCAAUUUUUUUCUCUUUUUCUCUUUCUUUCUCUCUUUCUCUCUCGAUCUUUCUUUCCAUCUCAUCUCCCUCAUCCUGUUAUUGAAGAUCUUCACAAGCCAGGCUAGGUUAGGUUUCUGUAGAGGUGUGUGUUUGGUGUAGCUGUCUGUAUUAUAGUACUAGUGUUUAGAGGGAGACGGGUGAUGAGGAAGGGGAGGAGUGUUUGUGUGUGUGUGGGUUGGUCUGUUUUUAAGGAUCUGUCCUACGCAUGCCUGUGACUUCCUGCCCUCUCUCCUCCUCCUCUUCAUUCUCUUCCUCCUCUUUCUCUGUAUCCUUCCCUUCCUUCAGUACAAACAAUAUUCUACCUUUCUCAUGGAAUGGAAGCCUCAAACUCUCCUCCCUCCAUCUGUCCAUCCCACCAUACUGCCAUCAUUCUGUCCAUCCCACCAUACUGCCAUCAUUCUGUCCAUCCCACCAUAGUGCCAUCAUUCUGUCCAUCCCACCAUACUGCCAUCAUUCUGUCCAUCCCACCAUACUGCCAUCAUUCUGUCCACCCCACCAUACUGCCAUCAUUCUGUCCAUCCCACCAUACUGCCAUCAUUCCAUACACCCCUCCCUCCAUUUGUCCAUCCCACCAUACUGCCAUCAUUCUGUCCAUCCCACCAUACUGCCAUCAUUCCAUACACCCCUCCCUCCAUUUGUCCAUCCCACCAUACUGCCAUCAUUCUGUCCAUCCCACCAUACUGCCAUCAUUCUGUCCAUCCCACCAUACUGCCAUCAUUCUGUCCAUCCCACCAUAGUGCCAUCAUUCUGUCCAUCCCACCAUACUGCCAUCAUUCUGUCCAUCCCACCAUACUGCCAUCAUUCUGUCCACCCCACCAUACUGCCAUCAUUCUGUCCAUCCCACCAUACUGCCAUCAUUCCAUACACCCCUCCCUCCAUUUGUCCAUCCCACCAUACUGCCAUCAUUCUGUCCAUCCCACCAUACUGCCAUCAUUCCAUACACCCCUCCCUCCAUUUGUCCAUCCCACCAUACUGCCAUCAUUCUGUCCAUCCCACCAUACUGCCAUCAUUCUGUCCAUCCCACCAUACUGCCAUCAUUCUGUCCAUCCCACCAUACUGCCAUCAUUUCAUACACCCCUCCCUCCAUUUGUCCAUCCCACCAUACUGCCAUCAUUCUGUCCAUCCCACCAUACUGCCAUCAUUCUGUCCAUCCCACCAUACACCCAUCAUUCUGUCCAUCCCACCAUACUGCCAUCAUUCCAUACACCCCUCCCUCCAUUUGUCCAUCCCACCAUACUGCCAUCAUUCUGUUCAUCACACCAUACUGCCAUCAUUCCAUACACCCCUCCCUUCAUCUGUCCAUCCCAACAUACUGCCAUCAUUCCAUACACCCCUCCCUCCAUCUGUCCAUCCCACCAUACUGCCAUCAUUCUGUCCACCCCACCAUACUGCCAUCAUUCUGUCCAUCCCACCAUACUGCCAUCAUUCCAUACACCCCUCCCUCCAUUUGUCCAUCCCACCAUACUGCCAUCAUUCUGUCCAUCCCACCAUACUGCCAUCAUUCCAUACACCCCUCCCUCCAUUUGUCCAUCCCACCAUACUGCCAUCAUUCUGUCCAUCCCACCAUACUGCCAUCAUUCUGUCCAUCCCACCAUA